This is a messenger RNA of Staurois parvus, 560 nucleotides long. Lineage: Eukaryota; Metazoa; Chordata; Amphibia; Anura; Ranidae. The record is from the annotation of a GenBank genome assembly.
AUAUAGUGAAUACAGGGUCCGAGGAAACUGGAUAUAGUGAAUGCAGGGUCCAGGGUGAGCGGAUAUAGUGAAUGCAGGGUCCGGGGAGACCAGAUAUAGUGAAUGCGGGGUCCGGGGGAGAGUGGAUAUAGCGAAUGCAGGGUCCGGGGAGACCGGAUAUAGUGAAUGCGGGGUCCGGGGAGAGUGGAUAUAGUGAAUGCAGGGUCCGGGGAGACCGGAUAUAGUAAAUGCAGGGUCCGGGGGGACCGGAUAUAGUGAAUGCAGGGUCCGGGGAGACCAGAUAUAGUGAAUGCGGGGUCCAGGGAGACCAGAUAUAGUGAAUGCAGGGUCCGGGGAGACCGGAUAUAGUGAAUGCAGGGUCCGGGGAGAGCGUAUAUAGUGAAUGCAGGGUCCGGGGGAGAGCAUAUAUAGUGAAUGCGGGGUCCUGGGAGAGUGGAUAUAGUGAAUGCAGGGGGUCCGGGGAGAGCGGAUAUAGUGAAUGCAGGGUCCGGGGGAGAGCGGAUAUAGUGAAUGCAGGGUCCGGGGAGAGAGCGGAUAUAGUGAAUGCAGGGUCCUGGGGG